AUGUCUAUGCAGAAGCAUAUUGGUUCACGCCAUCUUGCUAUCGUGCAGGCAAUUGGAUAUCUUGGAGAAUAUAUACGUUUGCGCGGUCAUUGUCAAGAGGUUUAUUUUAAUAUUGCACGUGCUUGUCAUCAGCUUCUCAUUACUCAUAUUGCCAUGCAUUAUUAUGAGAAAGUUCUUGCCAUGGAGCCUGUCGGAAGUACUCCGGAAGAGAGAUCUUCAAUUAAAAUUAAAACAUUUCCUAAACUAUUUGAUGGUUACAUUACACUUGCUGUAACAGCCUUACCAGUAAAUUCGAAACCGAACAAAAUCGUCAACAAGUAUCCAUAUAUGGCAACAAAAAGCAUUUUGAAAUUAAGUACGGCUCUUCAAAUCCCGAUUUAA
This is a messenger RNA of Heterobilharzia americana, 381 nucleotides long. Lineage: Eukaryota; Metazoa; Platyhelminthes; Trematoda; Strigeidida; Schistosomatidae. The record is from the annotation of a GenBank genome assembly.